AUGCCCAGUGCCCACAACGUGCCCGGCUUCACAGCCCUCUGCGCGGUACACACUCCCUGGUUGGCCUGUAAUCUGAACCUCUCUGCGUGGUCCUGCAGCACUGUUUGCAAUGUUCUGUUGUCCUCUUGGGUCAGCAAGGGUUUGUUAGCCUCUGCGGCCUGGCGGGCCGUGGCCAGGCCUCUAGACGUGCAAAGACGCAGCAAGAGCCCCCGUGCCGCACGAGGUGACAGUCCGGCAUGGGACGGAACACAAGCUUGUCACGUCAGCACCGAAUCGUCAGAGCUCCGGCUGCAGCAGAGAGCUGGGUCGGAAGAGGAGCAGCUGGCACUAGAACUGGCGUUGAUACGAGAUGCUGGUACUGCAGACGGUGGCUUUACCCGCUACGCCACAGUGCUGGCCUCUUUAUCUCAUGUGCCACGCGGCACUGCCUCGGGUCGGCCAGCAGGAAGGUCCUUGCUGGAUGAGCCCCCAGACGUCGCAGCUGCAGAAUCUGUCCUCUCUAAAGCCACCUGCCUCGGGCUUUCUUCACAGUCACAAGAAGUGACAGGAAGACCUCGCGGCGCCCAUGUGGGCAAGGAUACUGGCAUUGGUGCCGGAGCUGGCGGCUUUGUGUGGCUGUCCGCGUCAGUGAGGCCGAGACGUGGAUGUGAUACAUUGACCCCGGUUCUCGUCCUCCACCUUCCUCCUCCACUGUGGGCUGCUCUGACCCCAACGCUGGUGUUGACCUGGGAGGCGGGAAGGACCCUCUUCCACAGCAGCUGUGGUGAUCCUGCGCCCGCCUGCUCCCCGCGCCAGUGUUCAGGGCCUCAGAGUUCCUCUUGGGAGCGCAAACCUCUGCCUCACACGCCAAGUGCAAGCGGUGGCUCCUGCAUCAUCUGUCGCUCCCGCACCGGGCAGCUCAAGCCCUCACCCCAAAGCCUCUUUGCUUGCAGCCCGCCUGAGGGGUCCCAUCCUAGGUCAAGGCUUUUCACCCUUCUGCAAAACCCUCCUGACACGAACUCCUGGCCGGGACCCCAGGCUGUAUGGCCAGGACGCCACCUGCUAACUCCCCUAUCAGCCAGUGCCUUCCAGGCCCUGUCCCUGGAGCCAUGAUCUUUCCAAACCGUGGAACUUCCAGGGGCUUCUGCAGCCCCGGACAGCCUUAGCCCACCAGCCUUGCCUUGCCUGACAGCGCUGACCCCAGCCCAGCGCCUGCUCCAAGAGCCAAGUGUCUCUCGUCAGCAUCUGCCCUCUGCCGUGCACAGAGAAGAGGUGACCCCUUGUCCUUUGACCUCUUUCACUGCCUUCAAACGCCACCCCCUCCAGCUCUGUGACCUCUCUCUGCUUCCCUGCAGCCCCUCACACCUGCUCUCUCACUUGCUCUCUGUCUCUCUCUCACACACACACACACACAACUGUGUGGCACUGGUCUGGGACAUGGCUGCUUCUAUAUACUUCUUUUGUGAUUUUUUUCAUGAAAUAAAAUACAUAGAACAUUAAAUUCGCCAUCUUAA
This is a messenger RNA of Oryctolagus cuniculus (rabbit), 1493 nucleotides long. NCBI's taxonomy places the organism in Eukaryota, Metazoa, Chordata, Mammalia, Lagomorpha, Leporidae. The record is from RefSeq and is a predicted model, not a curated record.